Molecule: messenger RNA, 998 nt
Organism: Cynoglossus semilaevis (tongue sole)
Lineage: Eukaryota; Metazoa; Chordata; Actinopteri; Pleuronectiformes; Cynoglossidae
Product: THAP domain-containing protein 6-like
Exons: 4
Coding region: 141-797 (218 amino acids)
Source: RefSeq, a predicted model, not a curated record
CAAGAUUCGCCAGUGUGAAAUAGUUUCGCGCCUUACGCAAAUACGUCUUAAAGGGACCGCAAGUGCUUAUGUCAACGCCGCAGUGACGGUAAGGAAGUACGCUGAAGUUGUCGCCAUCUUGGAAGUGGCUUUUCAUCAAGAUGCCGAAGUCGUGUUCUGCCUGGGGUUGUAAAAAUCGAUGCACACGCAUUGCUAGAUCGAGAGGAAUCACUUUUCACAAGUUCCCCAAACGUGUGGAUAUAAGGAAACAAUGGGAAGUGGCCCUAAAAAGGAACCAUUUCAGCGCCACUCGGGCAUCCGUACUUUGUAGCGCUCACUUCAGACCAGAGGAAUUCGACUGCACGGGACAAACCGUCAGACUCAGAGAUGGCGUUAUUCCCUCCGUUUUCACAUUCCCUGCUCAUCUGCAAAAACAUGUAAAGACUCGGACCACCCGGACGUCAAUAAAGGCUCAGGAGAGCAGCAAUUCCAUUGACUUUUCAAGACCACAACAAAGCAAGACACCACACCGGUCCAGACCUGUCCAGCAGCCAGUACCGCAGCCUGCACCCAACGAUGACCACCUUUAUGCACUUCCAACAUCUCCCUCUGACAUCACAGCCAAACUCAAUCAAGCUCUAGCCAGGGUGGAAAGUCUGGAAAGACAUAUAAGAAAUGCCAAGGAUCGUGAACGAAAGGCGAAGAGCAUAGUCCACGCUCUCCUGGAAGACCUGAGGCAGAAAACACUAAUAAACGAGGAACUGAAAGAGAGACUUGAUUUGUGCUCUGGUGAAUACAGCACCUUCUUCGACCAAUGAGCCGAUCUUUGUCGAUCGUUCGAUUGUGGUUUCGCCUGGAGACAAGGUUCUGGAGACAGUUGUGGAUGUGAUGCCGACAACCAAGACAUCUGUUUGUUUGUACAUCCUCAUUUUAAUACAUCUUCUUCUCUGGUGAUGUUCCUAGACAACAUGAUUUGUAAAUAAAAGUUGACUUGAUAUUUGUACCUUUGUGUCCUGAGU